AUGGGAAAGGAAAAGGUGCACAUGAACCUCGUGGUGGUCGGCCACGUCGAUGCCGGCAAGUCCACAGCCACUGGCCACCUCAUCUACAAGUGCGGAGGCAUUGACAAGCGGACGAUUGAGAAGUUCGAGAAGGAGGCGGCUGAAAUCGGCAAGUCCUCGUUCAAGUACGCGUGGGUGUUGGACAAGCUGAAGGCUGAGCGCGAGCGCGGCAUCACGAUCGACAUUGCGCUCUGGAAGUUCGAGUCGCCCAAGUCUGUGUUCACGAUCAUCGACGCCCCCGGCCACCGCGACUUCAUCAAGAACAUGAUCACGGGCACGUCUCAGGCGGACGCCGCCGUCCUUGUCAUUGCGUCAUCGCAGGGUGAGUUUGAGGCGGGCAUCUCGAAGGACGGCCAGACACGCGAGCACGCGCUGCUCGCCUUCACGCUCGGCGUGAAGCAGAUGGUUGUGUGCUGCAACAAGAUGGACGACAAGUCGGUGAACUUCGCCCAGGAGCGCUACGAUGAGAUUGGAAGGAGGUGUCGGC
Trypanosoma cruzi is the source of this 526-nucleotide messenger RNA. RefSeq names its product elongation factor 1-alpha (EF-1-alpha), putative. The transcript has a single exon. Gene Ontology annotation, molecular function: GTP binding; translation elongation factor activity; GTPase activity. The annotation marks the transcript as partial. Gene Ontology annotation, biological process: translational elongation; translation. Lineage: Eukaryota; Euglenozoa; Kinetoplastea; Trypanosomatida; Trypanosomatidae. The record is from RefSeq and is a predicted model, not a curated record.